UCCAACUCCACGUGGCCCCACCCCGACCUCCUGCAGCGCGCCGUGGACUCCAUCGGAGGUGCGAGACGUAGAAGAAGCAGCAGCAGCAGAAGACGAAGACGCGGCGGCAAUGGGGAACUGUGAAACCGUGGGGCCCAACGAGGCGCUCGUAGUGUCGGGUGGUUGGUGUGGCGCUGAUGAGAAGAAGUACGUGACCGGAGGAUGGUCAUGGGUGUGGUGCUUGGUCUCCCAAGCUCAGAGACUGCCCCUGGAGGUGAUGACGCUGAAGCCUCUGUGUGAGCACGUGGAGACGUCCGAGGGGGUGCCGCUGUAUGUCACGGGGGUGGCACAGGUCAAAGUCAUGACAGACAAGGACCUCCUGGCUGUGGCCUGCGAGCAGUUUCUGGGUCGCACGGUGGAUGAGAUCAAGAGUGUUGUUCUGCAGACCCUGGAGGGCCACCUCCGAUCCAUCCUCGGAACCCUGACCGUGGAGGCUGUGUACCAGGACCGUGACCAGUUCGCGCAGCUUGUGCGGGAGGUGGCCUCGCCUGACGUGGGCCGCAUGGGGAUUGAAAUCCUCAGCUUCACCAUCAAGGACGUCUAUGACAAGGUGGAAUACCUGGCCUCCCUGGGCAAGACGCAGGCGGCGCUGGUGAAACGAGACGCCGAAAUUGGUGUGGCCCAGGCCGAGAGAGACGCAGGCAUCCGGGAGGCCGAGUGCAAGAAGAACAUGAUGGACGUCAAGUUCAACGCCGACACGAAAAUCGCCAACUCCAAGCGAGAAUACGAGAUGCAGAAAGCCUUUUUCAACCAGGAGAGUCAAACCAAGAAAGCCGAGGCGCAGCUGGCGUACGAGCUGCAGGCCGCCAAGGAGCAGCAGAAGAUCCGGCAGGAGGAGUGCCAGAUAGAGGUGGUGCAGCGGCGCAAGCAGAUCGACGUGGAGGAGCGCGAGAUCCAGCGCACGGAGCGCGAGCUCAUCGCCACCGUGCGCUGCCCCGCGCAGGCCGAGGCUUUCCGCGUGCAGCAAAUCGCCGAGGGAGAGAAGAUCAAGCGCGUUCUGGCUGCCCAGGCCGACGCCGAGAGGAUCAAGAAGAUCGGCGAGGCAGAGGCGGCCGCCAUUGAAGCCAUCGGGCGGGCAGAGGCAGAGGAGAUGCGGCUGAAGGCCGAGGCCUACAAGCAGUACGGCAAAGCCGCCAUCACCUCCAUGGUGCUCGACGCCCUGCCCAAGAUCGCAGCAGAGGUGGCGGCGCCGCUGCAGAAGAUCGAUGAGAUUGUGAUCCUGGGCGGAGACGGAAACCGCACCACGACGGAGGUGACGCGGCUGCUGGCGGAGCUUCCUGCCACCGUGCACGCCCUCACCGGCAUCGACCUCAGCAAGUCUCCCCUGAUUCAGAAAAUGGCUGGGGUGCAAGCGUGAGCGUGCGCCGUGGGGGGGGGGGGGGUGAUCGCCGCCUCGCUGGUGCGCCGCCGCCUCGCGCAAGCUCCACGGGCUCGCGCCUCGCUGCAGGCGCGGCGGCGUCCUUGCCAUCGUAUCGUCGUUGGGAUCUUAAGACGGCCGUGUAACUUAAGUGUACUUGCUAACACCUCACUAGCCUGAAGAAAAUACAAAUACUUAAUCAUCUCACCUAUCACUAUAAUCACAGUGUGGAAUACGUCUGGGGAUUCAAUUGUCACUCAUGAUCAGAAUUGCGCCCUCGUGGGCCGUGGCGCACGGUUGCAGUGUGGUAGUUUGUAGCGCGGUCUGAUUUAUGAUUUCCAUGCCCUGUUUCGUGUUGUCCAGAAACAGUUGCUCCUGGUUUUUGUUGACGACCGGCUUCUGGAUCCGAACGCGUUAGCAUUUAACUACUUGCGUUCCACCGUACAUUCGUAACAAACAGUUGCGAAAAUAGGCAGGCAAUUUCACCUUGUUUAGCAGCCGGUACGCAUUAUCCCCCAUGCUCAAACGACGGGGGAACCCUGUUCUUGCGGCAGCCAUUGGUGAGGAGCAGGAUACGUUGCUCAUGGAUCUGGUGUUGCUGAGCUUCUCCACCUCACCGAUGGGCGGGUGCUGAGGCUCGGGCCAGAGCGUUCGUAGGCCUCCCUGUAACCCUGCCGCAAGCAGGACCCCCGCCCCCGCACUAAAGCCGUGUAAUUCAAUCCUCGGUGCUGUUUCGUUUGAUUCUGAUGCUGAUCGACUUAAAAUCCCAGUGUGAACAAAUUUUCUUUAUCUUGCAUGUCAUUUGUUAAACCCACGUGACAGCCUACGGACACGAUAAAAAAACAUCGUUUCAUGGUGUGUCCUUUUUUACUUUAGUUUUAGUGAUUUUUUAUAGUUUGCAAAUAUGUACUAGGUCAUCAUGAUAGUUUCACACCGAAUGCGUGUCACAGAGUGAUCACUCUCCACUGAGCCAUCUACAUAUCAUACCGGGUGUCUUGUCAAGUCGGAAACAUUUGCAAUGCUGCGCGUCGUGUCGCACUGCACGCCAACGCUGCGCGGCUCCCCCGGCCACCUCCAGUGUCGCUCCUCCAACACGCCGCCUCCGCUUCUCGGUGUCGCACCGAGGGUGGCGAGGGGGGUUGUUGGGUGGCAGGUGGGUGUCCCGCCUCUUUGGCUUGAGAUUUUCUCGGUUUUGUUUUUUAUCGUGAUAGUGCUGGGCAUUUUAUUUAAAUUUUAUUAAUUUAAAGCCGAAGAAGCAGACUAUAUGUCCAGGUCCAGUGAAUUUGUUAACGCUGCGGACAGUUUGAACGUUUUAAAUAUAACAAAACAAACGGGUUAUUGUUCAUUUUUAUAGCACAGGCCCUUCGCUUGUGAAGGUGCGUUCCGUUCUUCUAACGUUCACUGGCAGUGUUACAUUUGAAGAACUGGGGGGGGGGGGGGGGGGGGGGAGGGGUGGUGCUCCCCCGAUGGCCUUGUGGUGGUAUGGGCUGUGCAGCGUUGGGUGUCCAGUGGCUCGCACCGACGGGACAGAACAUGUUUUAUGCAUUUGUGGUCUUCGCGACUUGGCAUUCGUGGAUAUGAACCUAUUCUCUUUUUACUACGUUUGUUUUUUCUUUUCGGGAACGUGAAGUUGAUCCGAAGUUAUGUCACACUUCUGAUUGGUACUUUUCGUAUGCAAUUGUCUUCGUUAUCUUCAAUUGUGUUCAUCGUUUGCGUCGAGAUGGCAAGAAAAACGCUACGUGGUUGACGGCCAGCUGUUUGCGUCACUUGCAUCGCAUGGAUCCAUUGAGAACGCAAAAUGCAGCCGUUAACCCUGCAUUGUAAGACUAGCAUUUCCCAUUUACGCUUGUAACAUACACAAUCGGUGGCCUUUAACAGAGUUCUGAAUGCAGUCGCAAACGUGAUGGCGAUCGCCUCUGGUUCCACGCAGGGGACCUCUUAUGCUGUUACAACAAGAAACCCCAUCCUCAUGGACUGUGCUUGGCAUCUAUGGAUGCACCUGGCAUUCUCUGUGUGUUGUUGAUUUUAUCGUCAUAUAUAAAAAAAAAUUCCUGGGAAUUUUUUUUCUGGGGUCAUGAUUACAAUAUUGCGCGUAACAAUCCGCAGAAAAACAGCAAUGGCCGAGAUAAAUAAUAUUCAGGAUAUUAGAAAUGUAACAAAAUGCCUCUGAAAAUGGGGUCCCUGCAGUGUGAGGCGUUCACUGAAGAAAAUUGAUCGUUGACGCAAGGAAAUAAGCCUGCGAUGACUAUUUGCGGUGUUAUUUCAACCCAAAGUAAAACUGAUGUCAAAUUAUAAUAAAUCACUGUCAUUGUAAUAGUCGAAGCUUUACUUAAAAAAACAACCGUAUAAAAGCUCCCCAGAAAUGUUUUUUCCCAGGAAUAUUUUUUCGUGGAUAUUGUUAAGUGUUACAAUUCGGCGCUAUUAGUUAAUCGGUUUCUUAUCUGCAUGAUGCGUGCGUUUGUCAAUUUUUUCUACAACAGUGACCUGCCAAGGCACCCGGUGAGUGCGUUCACCUCGCUCAGUCGGUGACCUUUUAACCUUGAGAGUCCAAUGAAACCAAAGCCCCUUUGCAACGGAGGCCUCGUAAACCUACAAGGAGAGAACUCUACGAAAUACAAAUGCUCCAUUUUCGUUGCUUGCAUGUAUUAAGAUUACUUAUGUGACACAUCUACAUUACAGCUUGGCCGCACAUUGAGACUGACACGCAUAUGUAAUUAACUCUAAUACAAGGAGGCUUCAGAGGGCGUGGAGAAUGAUAAAACAUCUCCCAUGACAUCUUACUAUGCCCCUUACAUCGAUGACGCUACACCAGACGGCACCGUCUCCUCACCCACGUGGUGCAGCAUACAACACCGUCGCCUCACCCACAUCACGAGCCCCUCCAGUGCCUUGUGAUGGUCACACUGAAAGGCCGUAAUACUAGAACUGAACUUUUUAUUUGACCAGGUAAGGCCCACUGAGCUAUACAGUCUGGCUCUGUUUUUAGAAGCGACCUGGCCACAAAUGAUAGCUCGACGUAGUCACUUAUGUGGACAUUUAUAACAACUAAAUACUCGAAAUGCGUGAUGUUGAUACUAAAUGUCGUGGGGAAAAAUCGGAGGACCCGGAGAAAAAUCCAUGCGACCACGGGCAGAACAUGCACUGCAGUGGGACUCCUUGCAGCCGACUGACCCCUCUUGUCCAUCAAUGGCUUUCUAUACCCCCAUGUGUUGGCAGCUGCAUGCGUUAUGUUAUGAAGGUAAAAUGUGCGGUAAUACCCAUAUAUCAAGAAAUGAAUAAACCAUACUGCAGUUACUAA
Molecule: messenger RNA, 4694 nt
Organism: Lethenteron reissneri (Far Eastern brook lamprey)
Lineage: Eukaryota; Metazoa; Chordata; Hyperoartia; Petromyzontiformes; Petromyzontidae
Gene: FLOT2
Product: flotillin 2
Biological process (GO): regulation of myoblast differentiation; protein localization to plasma membrane
Cellular component (GO): plasma membrane; flotillin complex; cytoplasmic vesicle
Molecular function (GO): protease binding
Source: RefSeq, a predicted model, not a curated record